CACCCUCCCUCGCAACCCUCCUUGGACCCUUCCUCCCGCUACCCACCAUGUCGUCCCUCUUUGAUGCCGUGCUGCAGUCCGAACUGGGCUCCACGGCCGGCAACCAGCGCCUUCAUUCCGAUCAGAUCCCCAGCUCCCGACCACAGCCGCCCUCCGAGAGCAAUGGCCCCAUGAGUGACAUGCAUGCCUUCCCCGACGACCAGGUCGCCGACUCCAAUGCCUCCACCGUGAGCCGACUGCGGAAUCCCUACCUCCCCGGCCCGCCCCCCGUCACCGAUGUGGCCGGUGAGAAGGUGCAGCAGGCCUUCGCCGAACUGCUGGAAACCUAUCGGGAGGAAACACCCUUGUCGUCGCAGCCACAGUCGUCGGAGGUCCGGAGCGACAAAUACUACAUUGCCCAGAUCCACGGCAUGUCCAAAUUCGACCUGUCCACCCUCUACAUCGACUUCACCCACCUGACCUCGAUGAGUAGUCCGAUCCUGGCGGACGCGAUCGCCAACCAAUACUACCGAUUCCAGCCCUUCUUGACCAAGGCCCUCCACGAUCUCAUCGCCAAGUAUGAGCCGGAAUAUUUCGCCGCCCACCGUCAGGCCACCACCGCAGGCAGCGUGUCGUCGCAGGCCGGCACGUCCAUGAUCGCGGGCAACUCGAGUGUGUCCGACAACCCAGAGUUGGAGCGCAAUAUCCGGGAGAAAACAAGACAUCAGCAGACGGACAAGCUCUUCUCGCUGGCUUUCUACAACCUCCCUCUGGUGUCCCGUCUGCGCCAGCUUCGCACCUCGCAGAUCGGGAAGCUGGUCUCCGUAUCGGGUACCGUCACGCGCACAUCGGAAAUCCGACCGGAACUGUCUCUAGGAACCUUUAUCUGUGAGGAGUGCAAGACCGUCGUCACCAACGUGGAACAGACCUUCAAGUACACCGAGCCCUCGCAGUGCCCGAACAACACGUGCGGUAACCGCUCCGGUUGGCGGUUGGAUAUCGGCAAGAGCACCUUCAUCGACUGGCAGAAGGUGAAACUGCAGGAGUCAUCGCAUGAGAUCCCGACUGGCAGCAUGCCUCGGACCAUGGAUGUCAUUCUUCGCGGUGAGAUGGUUGACCGUGCCAAGGCUGGUGAGCGGUGCAUCUUCACGGGUACUUUGAUCGUGGUCCCGGAUGUGAGCCAAUUGGGCCUCCCUGGUGUCCGACCGGAGGCGGUUCGCGACGAAGGCGCCUUCCGGGGAAGCGAAAUCGGCGGCGGAGGCGUCUCGGGACUGAAGGCUCUUGGCAUCAAAGACUUGACGUAUCGGUUGGCCUUCCUUUCUUGCAUGGUUACCCCCGACACGACCACGCCGGGCCAGCAGUCCAACCAGCAGCUGAAUGGCCAAUCUCACAACAUCCUGGCUUCUCUGAACCAGAACCGGGACCCCGAAGCCAACGAAGACCAAGCCCAGGAGGCCCUUCUCCAGAGCCUGACGCCGUACGAGGUCCAGGACUUGAAGAACCUGGUUCACUCCGAAUACAUCUACUCCCGGUUAAUCGACUCUCUCGCUCCUAUGAUCUACGGCCAUCGUCAAAUCAAAAAGGGAUUGCUGCUGCAGCUUAUCUCGGGUAUCAGCAAGUCUACGGAACAGGAGAGCCUGCAGCUUCGUGGUGACAUCAACAUUUGCAUUGUGGGUGACCCGUCAACCAGUAAGAGUCAAUUCUUGAAGUAUAUCUGCUCGCUGCACCCUCGUGCGGUCUAUACCAGUGGUAAAGCUUCGUCUGCCGCCGGUUUGACGGCGUCCGUUGUCAAAGAUGCCGAGACAGGCGAAUUCACGAUUGAGGCUGGUGCCCUGAUGUUGGCUAACGGAGGCGGUAUCUGUUGUAUCGAUGAGUUCGACAAGAUGGAUAUUGCUGACCAGGUCGCCAUCCACGAAGCCAUGGAGCAGCAGACUAUUUCCAUCGCGAAAGCGGGUAUCCACACCACCCUCAAUGCUCGGGCGUCGAUUCUCGCCGCUGCGAACCCCAUCGGAGGACGGUACAACCCGAAGACCACGCUACGUGGCAACCUUAACUUCAGUGCUCCCAUCAUGAGUCGAUUCGACCUGUUCUUCGUGAUCCGAGACGACCCCAAUGAGAGUGUGGACCGCAAUCUGGCCGACCACAUUGUUAAUGUUCACAUGAACCGGGACGAGGCCGUCCACCCGGAGCUCAGCACCGAACAACUGCUACGCUACAUUCGGUUCGCACGCACAUUCAAGCCCGUCUUCACCGAGGAGGCCAAGGCCUAUCUGGUUGAGAAGUACAAGGAGCUUCGCGCCGGCGACGCUCAAGGAGGAAUGGGCCGCUCCUCGUACCGCAUCACCGUCCGACAGCUCGAGUCUCUGAUUCGUCUUUCGGAGGCUGUUGCCAAAGCGAACUGUGUGGAGGAAAUCAUCCCCAGCUUUGUGAAAGAAGCCUACGACCUGCUCCGCCAGAGCAUCGUGACUGUCGAGAAAGACGACGUCGAGGUGGAAGACGACGAAGCCGCAGUGGAAGAUGGUGUUGCUGCCGAAGAGGACCACGAGAUGGGGGAUCGUGAUCGCGAGGGCGACAGCCCCAUGCGCGAAGACGGGGAGCCAGCACAGCCCCAGCGGACAAGGACGAAGAUCACGUAUGACAAGUACAUGAAGAUCUUGAACCUCAUGGUGCGUCGUGUCAGAGAUGACGAAUCCAAGUCCGGUGAGGGUGUUGAACAGGAGGACCUUCUUGUGUGGUACCUGGAGCAAGUUGAGUCUGAAAUCGACACGGAGGAAGAUCUACAGAACGAACGCUCUCUGGCUGUGAAGGUGUUGAAGCGGAUGAUCAAGGAUAAUAUCUUGAUGCCCAUCCGCGGCGAGGGUCUGGUGGAUGCCGGUGAAGACGGCCAAUCUUCACGGACGGUCUAUGUGAUGCAUCCCAACUGUGCCAUUGACGAGAUGUAAUUUCUGUUUGGUGUUUCGGGUUCGGGCAAGGUAAAUCUUGGGCGAUGGUGGUUAUGAGUGAUGAUAUCCGUCUUUGAUCUUUGAGUUGAACUUUCCUGUGCAUGUCUCGUGAAGUGUAAUAUUUUUUUUAUAGACCGCGAGGUCUGGAGUGCAUGUGUUCUUAGUAUAUUUUCUAAUCCACAUGAGCAUGACCAUUUU
This is a messenger RNA of Aspergillus heteromorphus CBS 117.55, 3119 nucleotides long. RefSeq names its product MCM DNA helicase complex subunit MCM6. Gene Ontology annotation, biological process: mitotic DNA replication; double-strand break repair via break-induced replication; DNA replication initiation. Gene Ontology annotation, molecular function: ATP binding; single-stranded DNA binding; single-stranded 3'-5' DNA helicase activity. Gene Ontology annotation, cellular component: nucleus; MCM complex. Bases 48 to 2921 code for a protein of 957 amino acids. The transcript is spliced from 4 exons. Lineage: Eukaryota; Fungi; Ascomycota; Eurotiomycetes; Eurotiales; Aspergillaceae. The record is from RefSeq and is a predicted model, not a curated record.